Molecule: messenger RNA, 1516 nt
Organism: Geodia barretti
Lineage: Eukaryota; Metazoa; Porifera; Demospongiae; Tetractinellida; Geodiidae
Source: the annotation of a GenBank genome assembly
CGAUGGCUAAUACUAAACUGAAGGUUAAUGGUCGAAGGCCUGACUCUGUGACUCUUGAAUGAUUAAAUGUAUUUGGAAUCAGGAUCAUGUACACCAGAGCUGUAAUGAUGAGCCAAAAGGUGUCGUUAACGGUAUAGCUGUCUGCCUUGUAGGGUCGAGCUAAUGCCACAAGCACAGUGAAAACGGUCAAGACAACAGUUGUGUAGGCAUAGCUGUUUAUCUGGUAAGCCAGCACAAUGGAAGCAUACACCAGGCCUCUGAGGAGGAGGUAGAAUGCUGAGAAAUAGCGGAAAUCGCGAGUGCCGUUUGUACCAUUCUUGAAGUGUCCCUGGAAGGUGUCCAUGAAGAUGUGUAGGAACUGGCAGCUGAGGCCUGUGCGGUUGAGACAGACCUGGAAACAGGAGAAGGGGUAGAGGAACAGGAGGGCCAUCGGGAGAAGUGUGAAGGUGAGGAGAAAGAAGAGGGCCAGACAGGCAUAGGGCAGGUGCUGGCUGCUAAAGUAGGCCACGUCUCCCUGGUUGAAGAGAUAGAGCUGAGGCAGUUGUUGUCCAUUUUGACGGUACAGAGCUACAGGCAAAAGGAGGUCCACGGACACACUGAGGAUCCUGACGUAGGAGAGGAGAAGGAAAGUGGCAAAGGCGUCCACUAGUGAGUUACGGAUGUUCCACUGUCUGCGAAAUCUGAUGGAGAGAGACACCAAAGGUUUACAAAGCCAGACAACAAGACGAGCAUUCCGAUCAUAACGCAGAACAAGGAAGUAGGAGAGCCCAAUGAGUAGAAGAGGGUAGACUGCAGGUAUAUAGUCCAUUGCCAAGACAUCCAGAUUAGUUGUGCGUGGAUGGAGGCAAAACGGAGUGUAAAAUAAACGGAAAAAGUCCAAGUUCCACAUGUCUGGAAAUGAUAGGAGAGCCUGCGUAAGGUGUUUCUGUGUUGGUGUAAAUUUUGACUUGACUGGAAGUACAGUUCCAAAAGCCCUCAUGUUAGAAGAAUAAGUCACUAUCUGAGAAAAGAGGAUGAACCCAUGCAGUUUUGGGGAAGUGGCACUGAUUCUGAAGGUGACGACAAAGACAAAGAAGGCAGCAGAUGUUGAUAGACCAAUACAACUCCAGUGACGAUAUCUUGGUUUUUCUCCUCUCUACUAAAGCUGGUGGUCUGGGUAUCAACCUGACCUCUGCCAGUGUGGUGGUCCUCCACGACAUUGACUUCAAUCCCUACAAUGACAAACAGGCAGAGGAUCGCUGCCACAGAGUCGGCCAGACCAGAGAGGUUGAGGUGGUGAGACUGGUGGGGAGAGACACGGUGGAGGAGGAUAUUCUGAGAUGUGCACAACAAAAACUGAAACUGGAGCAAGACAUGACAGCUGGAAGUCAGUUGAAUAAGACGGACAUGGCCUCUCUCCUCGGUCAAGGACUCAAACUGUAGCUCACUCUCACAACUCAUCAAUCAUUAGCAAAACUGUUACUGCAUUAUUUAUUGCGUAUAAUAAUCAUCAUAAGUUUGGCCACAACGUUAAAUG